GAGAGGCUGACUAUCAAAUUAAUGAAACAAGCUACUUCAUCUGCAGGGCUACACUCACAGUACAGUGUAUCUAAAUACCAUUUGAACUAUUUAAAACGCGUAUGAUGGGUUCUGGAGAGAGUACAACACGAAAAGUGUCUUUCGGCGUGGAUGAUGAACAUGAUACGGUCCGGAUUUUGCGAGGAGUGAAGAUUUCCGGUGACGUUCUGCAGCGGAUGAAGGAGAUCCAGGAGAUGAGAGAGAUGAGUGGCAUCCCGAAGACACAGGCCAACGCCAAUUACGACAACAAGGAGAAUAUAGUUGAGCCACAAGUUCAGUCGUCGCCUCAGCAGAAGUCGUCAGAUCCAGAACCACAGGCCCAGCCACACCACCAGCCUGAACCCCAACCUCAGCCUCAGCCUGACCCCAAGCCCCAGCCCCAACACCAGACAUCAACUGGACACGUGGCUUCAGACACCAGCGAGGAGCUGAAGAGAAGGUAUGAGCGUCAGCAGACGCUGAUCCAGGAGGAGUUGGCUCGUAUCGCGCGGCGGGAGAGAGAGGCCAGCAGGCAGGACCUGAGCAGAAUACUGCACCGGGAGAGGAGCAAGACCAAUCAGGAGACAGGGAAGGCAGCCAUGCUGCUCCCACCAGAUGCUGUUGAGGAGUGGAGAAAGCUGCUGGAGAAGAAGGAGUCGGAACUGAAGACCAUGGACGCCUUCUACAAGGAGCAGAUAUCACAGCUGGAGAAGAGGAACCUGGAGCGGUAUAAGGCCUCCCAGGACCAGUUCCAUUCCGCUGUCACCAGGUCCGAGUCCCAUGUGAGAGCCCGUAACACAGAGCCCGUGUGCACCGUCCUCCAGUCCCAGAUCAUGCGCUGUUACCAGGACAACCGAGAGGAGACCCUCAACUGCUCCGACCUGGCCAAGGAGUACAUACAGUGCAUCAACAAAGUUAAAAAGAACUUGCUGGUGAACCACGGCUGAGGAGACCUGCCCAACCGCACGUCCCACACACACACACACACACACACACACACACACACACACACACACACACACACACACACACACACACACACACACACACACACCACGGCUGAAGAGACCUGACCAACUACACAUCAUCAAGGCUGCCUGCCCAGUCAGCAAAACCCUGCCGCUACGUUACAGUACACACACACA
Molecule: messenger RNA, 1163 nt
Organism: Engraulis encrasicolus (European anchovy)
Lineage: Eukaryota; Metazoa; Chordata; Actinopteri; Clupeiformes; Engraulidae
Gene: chchd6a
Product: coiled-coil-helix-coiled-coil-helix domain containing 6a
Exons: 9
Coding region: 102-965 (287 amino acids)
Cellular component (GO): mitochondrion; MICOS complex
Source: RefSeq, a predicted model, not a curated record